UAAAUAUGGGAAAGAUUACAACAAUGCGAAUCGCCAGGUAGAAGAAAAUGCCGAAACGUAUACCAUUUCACGUUGUUUACGCAACAAGCGAGGAUAGUUCGUAUCCAGCAUGCGAGCUGAACGCACAAGGACCAGCUGUGAGAGGUUGGCGCAGCCUCGGCAAGCAGCCACACGAGCUGUUGCUGCGUCUUACCUCUGUUACAAGCAUUCACAAGCUGCAGCUCCUGGCACAUCAUCAGCUUAUACCGGCGUGUGUAGAGGUGCUAGUAUCAGGUGGUCUGGUAUCUGAAGGUGCUGCAACGCCAUGUGGAGCCACUUACACCAGCGUCGGUAAGGUCACACUUGCAAGACCAGCUCCACAAGCCAGGACUAGAGAACUUAGAUCUGCUGCUUUGCCAGAACCAACAGUAGCCCGUUUUGUGAAACUUAGAUUGUCAGGGCCUCACCCACCCUCUAAAGAAGAUGAACAGGUAGCAUUAAUGGCUGUUAACGUACUCGGGGAUGAGGUGGAAGAUGAAGAAAAGACAGUAGCAGAAAAUAUAAAAACCGAAAUAAGUUUCUCUCCAUAUGAUGAUCUGGCGUUUAUAAUGUAUGUGGACAAUGAGAUUGCUGAUCUGGUUAGAAGUUUGGAUGAGAAGAAGAGAAUCGCCGUUACUGAAGAAAGAUUUGAAUACGCUCGUCGCCUCAAAUCUGCUGGUUCAGCGUUAGCGGCAGCAGGGAUCAGAAUCGGGAGGUGGAGACUCCGAAAGAGGACGGCUGCAGCGAGAGAUGACUUUGAGCUUGCUAGAAGAAUGAGGGACAGAAUAUCAGAUGCUCUCAUGGGCGUGAAAGAAGACUCUGAGUUACUGCGGCUGUUUGAGGAAGAGGGGCCUGACACCCGCAACGACUCAUCAAUGCCCCAAGCCUAUGACUUCUCUCACCACCUAUCUCCAUCUGUGGCAGCUGGUGCUAUGAGCCUGGAUAUCCCAUCACCAGUACCACCAAUAGAGAUGGAUCACCCUCAGUUGAACGGAAUCGGCGACGAGGAACCCAACCAUAUUUCCGCUUCCCCAAUCCAAACACUACAAGAAGAUGUGCAACCAGAACCAGAAACGCCCCAACCAACGCAAGAACAAGAAGAGAAACUUCACCAGCUAGAAAUACAGAAAAAAGAAGAAGAGGAAUUGCGAAAGGAGAGUGACAGCCCUCGAAGAAGUAUAACGCCAAAUGCUGCUAAUGGUUCUACAGUACGCAGAAGGAACAAAAGUGCUGGUCCAAGAUCAACUUAUGAGGCCUAUGAGGAACGACUAUUGCCAGCAUUACGGCACUCUCAUACCAAUGAGUAUCUACGUGAGGCCCGUGAAGAGGAAUGCAGUGCUGGAGGAAGUGCUUCCUCGCACCCUCGUGCCGUACAUAAACUGAAUGAGAGGGAAAGAAAACAGGCUGCACUACCUAUACUUAUAUUUGGUUAUCCUUUAGUAGAAAAGUUCUUCUCUAAGAACUACCUGGACAAAGAAGAAGGUCUCGCUCGGCUGCGCGCUGAACUAACCUCUCCAUCAAAUGGUAGCACUAAGACAUCACCAAACAAAACGGCGAGAGCCGCUGCUAUUUUGCUGCAGAGAGCGCUUAGAGACAAGGUCUUUUCUGUAUACAGUCAGGCUAAUGAGGUGGUCCGUGUGCUGUUCAAGGAUUUUGUUCCUGAUAGAGUGUGUGCAGCUGAAGUAGGACGAUGUCUGGAGAAAAUUUUACCGGAGUUAUUAAGAGCGUGUGGAGAUCCAGCACCCCGCGUCCACUCGACGGCUCAACAUACAGUGCUUACUGUAGCUGAUGGUCCCCACGUCAGAAAUUUACACAUAAUACCACAACAGUUAGUAAGACCUGUUGCCGCUUCCAUGCAUCCACGGCUGGCUUUAUCAAGACUUCAAAUGCUAGAACAGCUCAUUCUCAGUCAUGGGAUAUCGACUGAUAAGAACAGUGGUCUAACAGUUCGUCGUUUAGCUGAAUGCGGUGCAGCAGGUGCUCAACACGCAGCUGGGUCUGUUAGAGCUGCGGCUGAAAGAAUCCUCUUAGCUGCUUAUACCAGGUCUCCUCGGGUCGUGCGAGCUCAGCUCCCGCCAGACGAUGCUGUCACCAGAAGAAAUCUGAUUUACCGUCAUCUGUUCCAGCAGUUCGAUAGGAUUGACAUGCAGAAAAUGCUCAACCAAGCACCCACAGAAGACCAAAUCCUAAACGGGAUAGAACAAGGAGAAUCCUUACACGAAGCUAGCGCCUCCCAAUCGACAAGAAGCGGAACAACUGCCAGUAGCAUGACCACGUCAUUAGGCAUGACAACUUCGUCUGGCAUGACUUCCAUGGACACGUCAUAUGCCCUCAAAUCUAGUGCCAGCAGUGCGACAUUAGCGCCGUCGAGUUUAAGCGGCAGCUUGACUACGUCUAGAAGUAAAAGUAGUCUUAAGAAAACUCCGACUAAGAAGUAUUCACCAAGGAUAGGGACAAAGGAUUCUAGUUAUCCAGGUUAUAACAAACUUAGGUUGGACAGUGCAAUUAGCCCGAAACACUCGCCAAGACCAUCAACUGCCAAUGAAAAGGUACAUUUUCAAGAAAACCAAGAUGAAAUCAUUUUCCGUCGUUCAAAAAGAAAUCCCGAAAACCGCCAUUCCAUGAUACACUACGACCAUGAUCCAUCAAAACCUGAGAUAAAAGAACGACCAGCUACUGUCUACGACCCGCUGCACAUAAACUAUGCUGACUCACCAACAAUUGGUUCCCCUAAAACCUCCAAAACCGAACUACGAAGUCUAGAUUCCCUACCAAUGGACUCGCCACAGUUAUCGCGUCUAGAUUUGCGCGAUUCUGACAGAAGUCUUGACUCUCCAAAGCUCAGAUUGGAUUAUUUUAGAGACACGGGUCUGGAGUCUCCUAAAUUGGUGGCUGGGGUGCGGAAUCUUCACUUGGAUGACCACAGUCAAAUGGAUGAAAGUGGCUAUUAUAGUCCAGGGAGGAGACAGCAAGUAUUAAAUGAGCAGCACAUUGAUAAUUAUGAAGCUGUUGGAGCAGAAGCCAGCAGUGAAACUACACCUGAACCUAUAUGCAAUACAUCAUGCACCUGGUGCGGUCGUCGAGUACGCGCCGCAGCUCUUGAGACCCACUACUGGCGCCGUUGUGUAGUCCUUGCCCGUUGUCCGCACUGCCAUUUAGCGUUGGAGGCACGAGGUCUACAAAGUCAUUUAUUAGAGGAAUGUUCUCUUAGCGAGGGUCUGUGGAGAGCUUGCACAAAAUGUGGCGCUGCAUUACGCACCAAUGAAAGUGAUUACCAUGCUAACUGUAUUCCCCUGGGUCUCGACGAGUGGAAGUGUCCAUACUGUUUCACGAAUGUGUUGGCAAGAGACCUCCCUUGGCAGAGACAUCUUAUGCAAUGCCCAAGGAACCCGCGACUUUUGCAGUCUUCAUAA
This is a messenger RNA of Pieris brassicae (large cabbage white), 3431 nucleotides long. RefSeq names its product centrosomal protein of 104 kDa. Gene Ontology annotation, cellular component: cilium. The record is from RefSeq and is a predicted model, not a curated record. NCBI's taxonomy places the organism in Eukaryota, Metazoa, Arthropoda, Insecta, Lepidoptera, Pieridae. The transcript is spliced from 20 exons. The coding region runs from base 48 to 3431 and encodes 1127 amino acids.